Messenger RNA from Medicago truncatula (barrel medic), 3512 nucleotides. RefSeq names its product probable sucrose-phosphate synthase 2. The record is from RefSeq and is a predicted model, not a curated record. NCBI's taxonomy places the organism in Eukaryota, Viridiplantae, Streptophyta, Magnoliopsida, Fabales, Fabaceae. The transcript is spliced from 12 exons. Gene Ontology annotation, molecular function: sucrose-phosphate synthase activity; sucrose synthase activity. Bases 209 to 3385 code for a protein of 1058 amino acids. Gene Ontology annotation, biological process: sucrose metabolic process.
AUUUGAACCAAAAAUGAGCAAUAUACAUCGUUCAUUGCAUGUGGUUCUCUAACACUGCACACAAAACAUUACAUAAAGAUAAGCCAUGUUGAUCAUGUAACAUUCAAGAAACAUACUUCAUAUUAGAAUGAGUACUUGAGUUUAAGAAUAUUGUAAACUGUAUAGUAGUUUUACAUUACAUAUAUAAUACAAAGAAAGGUUGAGAUUAAUGGCUGGUAAUGAGUGGAUUAAUGGCUACCUUGAGGCUAUACUAUCCACCGGUGGUGGUGCUUCUACCACCGUUGAAGAGCAGCAAAGGGUGGCGGCUGCAGCGAGAGAAAGUGGUGAUCAUUUCAAUCCAACAAAGUACUUUGUUGAAGAAGUAGUGAGUGCUGUUGAUGAGUCUGAUCUUCAUCGUACAUGGCUUAAGGUUGUUGCCACUCGUAAUACAAGGGAACGUAGCUCAAGACUUGAGAACAUGUGUUGGCGUAUUUGGCAUCUUGCUCGCAAGAAGAAGAAGGUGGAAGGAGAGGAACUUCAAAGGUUAGCAUACAGAAGAUGGGAAAGAGAGCAAGGACGAAGGGAUGCAACAGAGGAUUUGUCUGAAGAGUUGUCAGAGGGAGAAAAGGGAGAUGGCAUUGGGGAGAUAAUACAAAUUGAGACUCAACAGAAAAAACUUCAGAGGCAUGCUUCUAGCCUGGAAAUAUGGUCUGAUGACAAAAAGGAAAAGAAACUUUAUAUUAUCCUCUUAAGUUUGCAUGGAUUGGUACGAGGAGAAAACAUGGAGCUUGGUAGAGAUUCUGAUACUGGUGGACAGAUUAAAUAUGUGGUAGAACUUGCUCGUGCACUUGCGAAAACGGCAGGGGUAUAUAGAGUAGAUCUCUUCACGCGCCAAAUAUCAUCUCCUGAUAUUGAUUGGAGCUAUGGAGAACCUACAGAAAUGCUAUCUGCAGGUCAAGAGGAUAAUGACGAUGAUGGUAGCACUGGAGAGAGCAGCGGUGCAUAUAUCAUAAGAAUACCCUUUGGUCCACGCGAUAAAUAUCUCGAGAAAGAACUUCUCUGGCCUCACAUUCAAGAAUUUGUAGAUGGAGCCUUAGCUCACAUUCUCAACAUGUCAAAAGUAUUGGGUGAACAAGUUGGCGGUGGACAACCUGUGUGGCCUUAUGUGAUUCAUGGACACUAUGCUGAUGCUGGUGACAGUGCUGCUCUUCUUUCAGGUGCUUUGAAUGUGCCAAUGGUUCUCACUGGUCAUUCACUUGGAAGAAACAAACUAGAACAACUUCUUAAGCAAGGGCGCCAAUCUUGGGAGGAUAUCAAUUCAACGUAUAAGAUAAUGAGAAGGAUAGAAGCAGAAGAGCUUUCCCUGGAUGCUGCAGAACUUGUCAUCACUAGUACAAGACAAGAAAUUGAUGAACAAUGGGGACUUUAUGAUGGGUUUGAUGUCAAGCUUGAAAAAGUUUUGCGUGCCCGUGAUAGGCGUGGUGUCAAUUGUCAUGGUCGUUACAUGCCCAGAAUGGCGGUUAUCCCUCCUGGUAUGGACUUUAGCAAUGUGGUGAUACAAGAAGAUGGCCCUGAAGUUGAUGGGGAUCUCUCACAGCUUACUGGUGGUGCUGAUGGAUCUUCUUCACCAAAAGCUUUACCUUCAAUUUGGUUAGAAGUGAUGCGUUUCUUCACAAAUCCUCACAAGCCUAUGAUAUUAGCCUUAUCAAGGCCAGAUCCAAAGAAGAACAUAACAACUCUAUUAAAGGCUUUUGGAGAAAAUCGUUCCUUAAGAAAACUAGCUAAUCUUACCCUUAUAAUGGGAAACAGAGAUGACAUAGAAGAUAUGUCUUCUGGGAGUGGCAAUGUUCUCACAACUGUGUUGAAACUGAUUGACAAGUAUGACCUAUAUGGACAUGUCGCAUACCCUAAACAUCAUAGACAAUCUGAUGUACCUGAGAUAUAUAGAUUUGCUGCUAAAACAAAGGGAGUUUUCAUAAAUCCUGCUUUAGUGGAACCUUUUGGUCUUACUUUAAUUGAGGCAGCUGCACAUGGACUGCCAAUGGUGGCCACUAAAAAUGGUGGACCGGUUGACAUUAAUCGGGCCCUCAACAAUGGUUUGCUUGUGGAUCCUCAUGAUCAUCAAGCAAUUGCUGAUGCAUUACUCAAGCUUUUAUCAGAGAAAAACCUAUGGCAUGAGUGCAGAAACAAUGGUUGGAAGAAUAUACACCUUUUCUCGUGGCCGGAACAUUGCCGAACUUAUUUGACACGCGUGGAUGCGUGUAGAAUGAGGCAUCCACAAUGGCAAACUACUACUACUGAAGAUGAUGUAGAUGUUGAAGAGUCUUUCAAUGAUUCACUUAAGGAUGUUCAGGACAUGUCACUUAGGCUUUCAAUUGAUGGUGAAUUUGCUGCAUCAAGCGGUGGCAGUAACGAAGACCAAGUGAAACGUGUCUUAAGCAAGAUAAGGAAGCAAGAUUCUGGUUCAAAUCAUGAGAACAUGUUGCUUGAUAAUGUAUCAAACAAAUACCCUCUAUUAAGGCGAAGGCGCAGGUUGAUUGUUAUAGCACUUGAUUCCUAUGACAGUAAUGGAGAUCCUGAUAAGAAGUUGAUUGAGAUAGUUCAAAGGAUAAUUAAAGCUGUUCAAUUAGACCCUCAAACUGCAAGAGUUUCGGGAUUCGCUUUGCUGACCGCUAUGACAAUGCAAGAAACAACGGAAUUUCUAGCCUCAGGAAAUGUUCAAGUGACUGAAUUUGAUGCUAUAGUUUGUAGCAGUGGGAGUGAAGUUUAUUACCCUGGUGUUCACACAGAAGAUGGGAAGCUUUUGCCUGAUCAAGAUUAUGCAGUACAUAUAGAUUAUCGUUGGGGCGUUGAAGGUCUAAAGAAUACAAUUUGUAAACUUAUGAAUGCCUCUAAUGGUGAAGAGACUAAUGGAAUAGCAACUAGUCCUCUUGAGGAAGAUUUGAAGUCUAGUAACGCACAUUGCAUUUCAUACAAAAUAAAUGAUCCUAGCAAGGCAAGGAAGGUUGAUGACUUGAGGCAAAAGCUUCGGAUGAGAGGUCUACGUUGCCAUCCUAUGUACUGCAGGGGGUCUUCUAGAAUGCAUGUUAUUCCUCUUCUUGCAUCUAGAGCUCAGGCACUCAGGUAUUUUUUCGUCCGUUGGAGAUUAAAUGUUGCAAACAUGUAUGUCAUCCUUGGAGAAACCGGGGACACCGAUUACGAGGAAAUGAUUUCUGGGACUCACAAGACUAUAAUCAUGAAGGGAGUGGUUUCAAAGGGUUCAGAAGAAUUGCUUAGAGGUCCAGGAAGCUACCAAAGAGAUGAUGUUGUACCAAAUGAGAGUCCUCUUGUUGCAUGCAUUAGUGAAACAACAGAGGAAAAUAUAGCCAAUGCUUUGAAGCAACUUUCAAAAUCUGGAGGAAUAUGAAAUGCUUGUGUAUAGUUAUGUUAACUAUCUGUUCUAAAAAAAAGUUAUACAUUUACUUUUCCAAGUAUUGAAUGUAAUUAACUCAUACAAUUAUGCAUAAAUUGAAUUCAGUCAAAAUGUUGAUAGA